This is a messenger RNA of Meloidogyne enterolobii, 505 nucleotides long. The record is from the annotation of a GenBank genome assembly. NCBI's taxonomy places the organism in Eukaryota, Metazoa, Nematoda, Chromadorea, Rhabditida, Meloidogynidae.
AAUGGAAACUUUUGAAAAAGCAAAGGAGGAAGCAGAAAAAUUUUCUGAUAGAGUUCAGAAAGAAGUUAGAGACAGACUUACUACACAAGACCCGUAUAAUCGAGUUAUUCAACAAUUGAGAACAGCACAUUUAGUUGCUUUGACUUUUGCGGUUUUAACUUUAUAUCUUUCUUGGAGAGAAGUUAGCUUCAUUUUUGUUUUAAUUCCUUUAUUGUUUGGCAGUGGGGCACUUGGUAUUGUUGGCUUUCGUUGGUAUAAACAGGCAGAUGGACGUUCUGACUUUAAUUCAUUAUUUGGAAAUAACAAGCCAGCGAUUAAAGCAACAUCUGGAAUUUUUCUCUUUGGUGGUUUUCUAUUUUCUUUACUUACACAAUGGACUGCGCCUGAUUUGGAAUCUUCAAUGAUUGGAUUACUUUUUGGGUUAUCGAGUCACGCUUCUGUUUUAAUUGGAGCUGUUUGUACAGCCAUUGAAGUAUAUGAAGGAAUUAAAUUAAAAAAUCGUUAA